UACCCCAUUUUCGUUGAAUGGCGAGAGGUGGCAGGCGGACGUUGGGUCAGGGUUGACAUGGCUCUCGGUUCUCGGCUUCUACCGAUAACUAAGACCCGUGUUCAAGUUUCAAAUAAUUGGAAAAGCUCGAAAUUGUUUCCCUUUAAAAGAUAGAGAAAUGAAAGACGGGAGUCCAGAUUCCAGCUCCUGUUUGUAUGAGUGCAGGAGGGUCACUUCGUUGGGAGGAGAGGAUGGUGUGGGUAACUUCCCAGAAUAACCAGUCCAGCCAUUGGGAGGAAGGGGAGUUUCGUGUAACUGGGUCUGAUCUUGUUGUUUGCGGUCUCUAGGUUAAAGCAAAGCGGGGUGACAGAAUGUUUCUUUUUACAGCCUCGUUGGACGCGCGUUGGUUGAAGUGUGGUCAUCCCGGGGAGGUUUGAGCAGCAGCAGACCCCGGACUCGAUUACCGCGUUGGAACAGGAGAAAGUUCCCAUUAAACUCGCUACCCGGCGGGUGGGGCAGAAGAGCCGGGCGGAGAGAGAAGAGGAUAGAUAGAUAGAUAGAUGCAGGGGUGAGUGAGGACGCAGUUGAGAGCGGAUGGAGGCAGUGUGCGGAGCGCUGGGCCCGGGCAAUGUCUCCGCCAGUGGCUGGGACUCUCUGCUGGACAACACCACGGCCACCUGUAACCGCUCGGCCCACAUCCCCCCCAGAGACGAGGUGGUGGCGCGGCUGGAGGUGACCGUGCUCGCCGUCAUCUUGAUCCUGGCCCUCGGCGGCAACAUCGGCGUCCUGUUGGCCAUCUACUCCAACCGCCACAAGUCCUCCAGAGUCAACUUCUUCGUUAAGCAUCUGAGCAUCGCCGACCUGGUGGUCGCGGUCUUCCAGGUCCUCCCGCAGCUCAUCUGGGACAUCACAUUCAGGUUCUACGCGCCCGACUUUGUGUGCAGGACGGUGAAGUACCUUCAGGUGGUUGGGAUGUUCGCCUCCACUUACCUCCUCAUCGUUAUGUCUAUCGACCGCUGCAUGACCAUCUGCCAACCCUUGAUGUCCCUGCACCAGCGCUCCAACCGAGCCUUCGUGGUCUCCUCCUGGCUCAUCAGCCUUAUCUUCAGCCUCCCCCAGGUCUUCAUCUUCUCCCUCACGGAGGUGGCGCCCGGCAUUUACGACUGUUGGGGUCACUUUGUGGAGCCCUGGGGUGCCAAGGCGUACAUCACCUGGAUCACCCUCUCCGUCUAUGUCAUCCCGGUCAUCCUCCUGAUCGUCUGCUACUCCCUGAUCAGCUUCAAGAUCUGGCAGAACGUGAAGCUGAAGACCCGCAGGGAGGCCAAGGCGUCGAGAGGAGGGGUGAUGUUUUCCCGAGUCAGCAGCGUGAGGAUCAUAACCCGUGCCAAGAUCAGGACCGUCAAGAUGACCUUCGUCAUAGUCCUGGCUUAUGUUGUGUGCUGGACGCCGUUCUUCGUCGUGCAGAUGUGGAAAGUCUGGGACCGCCAGGCUCCUCAAGAGAACUGGGCCUUUGUCAUCACGAUGCUCCUGGCAAGCCUCAACAGUUGCUGCAACCCCUGGAUCUACAUGUUCUUCACCGGCCGCCUGCUACAAGACCUGGUCCAGCGCUUCUUCUGCUGUUCCAGCCGGCUCAGAAAAACCGAGCAGCCCAGCAGCGAGCUGACCUGCAGCAAGAAGAGCAACUCCUCCACCUUUGCCGUCAGUCUCAAGAGCUCAAGCAGUCAGAAGAGCCUCUCAGUCCAACAGCAGCCGGAGGAACAAUAAACCAGAACGCUCUCAACCAGGUGCUGCGGGGACCCUUCCCCUGGGACCCUUCCCCUUGUGCUCUUACCUGCUCUGUACGAUGCUGUGCCAGCUAUCAGUUCUAAUUCCUCUCAAAUCCCCCUUA
Molecule: messenger RNA, 1867 nt
Organism: Leucoraja erinaceus (little skate)
Lineage: Eukaryota; Metazoa; Chordata; Chondrichthyes; Rajiformes; Rajidae
Gene: oxtra
Product: oxytocin receptor a
Exons: 2
Coding region: 574-1743 (389 amino acids)
Biological process (GO): G protein-coupled receptor signaling pathway; maternal process involved in parturition; female pregnancy
Cellular component (GO): membrane
Molecular function (GO): vasopressin receptor activity; peptide binding; oxytocin receptor activity
Source: RefSeq, a predicted model, not a curated record